GUGUCAUCUGUCCUUCCUGUGCUUCUACUUUUGGUUGGAAGAUUCCAGUGGAUAAUACUCAAGUUGGAGGCGUCUUUGUGAAAGAGAGACCCAGGCUGAUAAUUACCGAUGAUUUACAGGUCAUUUCCCCAGUAAGUGCAACAAGCAUCUGUUUGUUUUCGAAGCUAGGGGUCACAGAUUCUAAAACUACGGAGGAGUUGACUUUCAAUAUGGGAAUUCAGGAGGCUUUGAAUUUGCUUAUGCAUUCGUUUGUAUCAAAGACACCAUUGACUGAAAUUCUUCUGAAAAACGAACCAAAACCAAGUUUGGGAGAUGUACAUUCCAGUCAAGGAAUAUCGAUUGAUUCUCAAAUGCAUGGUGACACAAUCAAUGAGGAAGAGAAAAACAUUUCUCUUAAGCUUGUAGUUAGCAAGUCUAAGAAGAUUGUUUGUUAUGCAGAGGCACAAGAGGAUUUUGUCAAUCUACUCUGCAGUUUCUCGACUCUCCCACUUGGGUAUAUAUUAGAAAAGAUGCGGAAUGUUUCAUGGAAAGGCUGUCUCGAUCAGUUGUACAAGAGUGUCGAAGAUCUUGAUGAGCAAUACUUGAAGUCAAAUUUCCACAAGGAAUUGUUGGUCAAUCCAAAGCUUGCACCUGGUUUUCGAUACGAGAACCCUCUGUUAGGAAUCGAGGAAACCUCAUUUUAUUAUCUCAACGAGAAGUUAACUACUGAUAAGUCCUGUAUUCCUGAUAAUACUUCAGCGGAGUCAGUUAAACUUAAUGUUUUUUAUCCCAAAUCUCAUGAAGAUAGCAAUAAAAGUGCUCAAGGUUUUCUGAAAGGACCUGAUACCUUCACAGUGACUGACAAUCUAGUUGUAAGACCGUUAUCUCUAAUCCUUGAAAUGUCUGUUCUUCAAGAAUUGAAGGUACCUUUCACCGACAUCGAGGACCAUAUCGUGCAUAUGGGCAAGAGGGAGGCGUUGCUUCUUUUGGUGGCCUCGUUUAUUGGUGAUUCUGCUCUUACCAAUACCUUCAUUGGAAAGCUUAGGGAGCCAAAGCAAGAACAAUAAGGAAGGAUUGGUCACACAAAGAAGAGCUUGCUUUUGUUGUUACUGCAUAAGAACUCCACAAUAUUCCUAUCUGUGAGAUUAAAUUUUAUUUACAUGGUAACAUUUGGGUUUGAGAUAAAAUGAAAAAUUUGAGAUCUGGUUGCGAAGGGUGUUUGGACCUGGUUGGCUUUAGCCAGUUUCGGUUUGUUUCUGUCGAAUUUGUAUGGUUUGGUUUGGUAAAAGGCUGCCGAACUAUUAUGAUAAAGAUCGGUUGUAUCUAGGCAAACCUUGUGAUAUUGUUCAACUCUGUACUGGCCUCGUUUGGCAGCUCGUACUGUACUGAC
Molecule: messenger RNA, 1369 nt
Organism: Malus domestica (apple)
Lineage: Eukaryota; Viridiplantae; Streptophyta; Magnoliopsida; Rosales; Rosaceae
Source: RefSeq, a predicted model, not a curated record